Messenger RNA from Verruconis gallopava, 954 nucleotides. Its product is annotated as NADH-ubiquinone oxidoreductase 23 kDa subunit, mitochondrial. Gene Ontology annotation, biological process: mitochondrial electron transport, NADH to ubiquinone; mitochondrial respiratory chain complex I assembly. NCBI's taxonomy places the organism in Eukaryota, Fungi, Ascomycota, Dothideomycetes, Venturiales, Sympoventuriaceae. Gene Ontology annotation, cellular component: membrane. The record is from RefSeq and is a predicted model, not a curated record. Bases 192 to 887 code for a protein of 231 amino acids. The transcript has 4 exons. Gene Ontology annotation, molecular function: 4 iron, 4 sulfur cluster binding; NADH dehydrogenase activity.
CGAGAUGUCAAUUGAGUGUACGGAUGCCGUUUGAAGUGCCAUUACAUCCUUUCAGAGCUGCUGCACCGCUUCUGAAGCUUCCUGCAUUCUCCAGCCAAUGAGCGCACAGACGUAUUCAGCAUUGUAGUUCACACCCGAGAAACCACACCUUCCAUCGCCAACAGCUGCAACUCUCCCCUCCGCAACGAACAAUGGCAACAACACGGCCACUGAUGGCGCUGGCGCGCUCGCGGCCAGCGUCUUCGGUCAUCUUGACCUCCUCGCGUUCGCAGGGCCGCUACGCGCGACCCGUCAGCGCUGUUUUGUUCUCAACAUCUGCUCCUCGAACUGCUACUCCUGCUGGUGUCUCACCCGUUGGCUUACGAGUUAGUCGACCGCCACGCUGGGACGAGGAGCAGGAGAGCACCAUGGACAAGGCAAGCAAGUACUUUCUCCUCACCGAGAUCUUCAGAGGAAUGUACGUAGUGCUGGAGCAGUUCUUCCGUCCACCAUACACCAUCUACUAUCCCUUUGAAAAAGGCCCUAUCUCCCCACGGUUCCGUGGAGAGCAUGCCCUACGACGAUACCCGACUGGUGAGGAACGUUGCAUUGCUUGCAAGCUGUGCGAGGCAAUUUGCCCAGCCCAGGCCAUCACAAUCGAAGCCGAAGAGCGUGCAGAUGGCAGCAGGAGGACGACGAGAUAUGACAUUGACAUGACAAAGUGCAUCUACUGCGGCUUGUGCCAAGAGAGUUGCCCCGUGGACGCUAUUGUGGAGACGCCAAAUGCUGAGUAUGCGACCGAGACGAGAGAGGAACUUCUAUACAACAAAGAAAAGUUGCUAUCAAAUGGUGACAAGUGGGAGCCCGAAAUUGCUGCAGCUGCAAGAGCCGACGCUCCUUAUAGAUAAACAGGGCUUGCGUUCAAGCAUUUACUAUGUAUAUAGCAUAAACAAUCAAAGCAUUGGUCUUCUAUCG